Messenger RNA from Drosophila novamexicana, 1336 nucleotides. RefSeq lists its product as uncharacterized. The record is from RefSeq and is a predicted model, not a curated record. Lineage: Eukaryota; Metazoa; Arthropoda; Insecta; Diptera; Drosophilidae. The transcript has a single exon. The coding region runs from base 398 to 1336 and encodes 312 amino acids.
GAUCAACGACAUGUGCGACCAGCUCAUCAGCUACGUAGCAUGCGGCUCACGUUAGCGAUGACGACGACGACGGCGACGACGACGGCGACGACAAAGCCGUCGUCAUGGGCAUGGAAACGGACGUGGACGGGGACGUGGCCGUUGGAACGUGCCUUGAGGGCAACGAGGGGCCGGCUGAGGGCUGUUUCAUAUUAAAGCGGCGUUAACAUUGAGCUUGAUGGCUGCUUUGAUGGGCUUCGAUACGUUUUUAAAUGCGCAAAUAUUGCGACUUGUGUCCCAUUUGCAUUGGCUGGGCAAGAGUUAUUAUCGUUAUCAUAGCCGAAAAAUAAGCGCAGUUGACCUUGCGACCGUUACUGAAUUCUGAUGUAGAAUCCCUCAGCGCCAGCUAACAAAUGUAAUGCGCUAUAAAAGCGAGUGCACCCACAGCAGCCAGUCACAUACCGUUAACGUACGUUCGACGAGCAACAUGCAAAUCUUCACCGGAAUAGUCCUGAUGCUACUGCUGGCUGUGUCCAUCUCGGCAAGGCCACAGCGGCGCCAGCUGAAGAGCCAGCGUCAGGUGGAAUUGGCCAGCACACCGUAUCCGGCAGCUGGUUUCCGGCCAAGAAUACCCUUCGAUCUGCCCAGCGAGCGACAGCCCAAACUGGAGGAGCCACUAGCCACAACAACAGCGGCAGCGACUACCAAGAUCGCAGUGGAAGAUUUCGGCACCACAGAAACGCAGAGCACCACCGAGUUGUUGGAGCAGGAUGUGCAGAUAAAUACACGCACACCGGCCAAUACCUAUGGUGCACCCGAGCAGUCAGCGUCUAGUCCAGACGACACUGUUGAGGUGGUUGCCCAGGCGCCUGCUCGAGACUUUCAGCCACCCGUACGCGAGGCUGUGGAGGAUUUUGCCGCUGUUGCCGUUGAUGGCAUUGCUACUGAGCAGCAGCCUGUUGCUGAUUUGCCUGCCCUGGACCAGGCCGAGACGCCGCUGAGCAACGAUGAAGAGCUGCCGGCCACCGAGAUUGCCAUCAAGGCGGCAGCCACACCAGCCAGCACUUACGGCGCGCCCAAUACGCCCGCCAGCAGCUAUGGCGCUCCCGAGCUCGAGGAGCCCGACAACGAACUGGAAACGGACGAGUCCCAGGUGGAGCUGGUCGAGGAGGCCGAGGAGGCCGAGGAAGAGCUAAACGCUGCGGCUCUCGGCCUGGCCAGCGGUCGCCUGGUUCUGCUGCCCAUUAACGCCGCCGGCGCCCAAUUCGGUCGCCUCAUCCUAGCCGUGGAGCAGCCCAAGCAGCCCAAGCUCGGGCGCCAACGCAUACGCAGCGAACGCUUGCGCCGUCGCCACUAA